Messenger RNA from Coffea eugenioides, 1617 nucleotides. RefSeq lists its product as uncharacterized. Lineage: Eukaryota; Viridiplantae; Streptophyta; Magnoliopsida; Gentianales; Rubiaceae. The coding region runs from base 1 to 1359 and encodes 452 amino acids. The record is from RefSeq and is a predicted model, not a curated record. The transcript has 13 exons.
AUGCCGGAGAAGAGCUUCUGCGUCAGCGUCAGUGUUCCUCCAGUCAUUUGCAACUUUCGAGACCAAAAAUAUCUGAAGGAAACACUCAGCAGCUUCUUGAGGCAUGGUUCGGCUCCACUGAGAUUUGGGAUGGCCCUCAGCUUAUCUUGCUGUGCUUCGCUCCAGUCAACUCAACUGAAUAUAAGCAGCAAAAGAGAAGGCCUAGGACAGGUGAAAAGCCUCAUAGCGAGAACUGGGAUUCCUUCAAUAACCACCUCUCCGCAUGAAUCUCUACAAAAAGGCAACUGGGUCAAGCUUAUUUGUGGUGCUAGUUUUGAGGAUGUUGCUGAUAUCAGGAAUCUUUCGUUGGUGUACACUCUUGCUGGUGUUGAUUGCAUUGACUGUGCUGCUGAAGCAUCUGUAGUGAGUGCUGUGAAUGAAGGAAUUGAAGCUGCUCGUGCUAUUUUCCCCAUUCGCAGGCCUUGGAUUAUGGUCAGUGUUAAUGACAAUGAAGAUCUUCAUUUCCGUAAAGCCGAAUUUGAUCCGGAUGAUUGUCCCCUUGAUUGCUCAAGACCGUGUGAGAUUGUAUGUCCAGCUAAUGCAAUACUUGGAGAAAGUACACCUAGUGGACUCAAGGGUGGAGUCCUGGCUGAUCGCUGCUAUGGCUGUGGCCGCUGCAUUCCUGUUUGUCCCUUUGAUAGAAUAAGAGCAAUUACAUACAUACGAGACGUUACCACAACAGUUGAACUUCUCAAAAGAGAUGACGUUGAUGCCAUAGAGAUUCAUACAAAUGGAAGGCAGGCAAGUGCAUUUGAAGAACUUUGGAAUGGAUUGGGAGAUUCAAUUAAUCAUUUGAGACUAGUGGCAGUUAGUAUGCCCGAUGUCAAGGAUCUAACUAUUGCUGCAAUGAGCACUUUGUAUUCUAUAAUGGAACCCAACCUGCAUUGCAUCAACUUAUGGCAGUUGGAUGGUCGUCCCAUGAGUGGAGACAUCGGAAGAGGAGCCACGAGGGAAGCAAUUGCUUUUGCCCUCCGUUUAGUCUCUGCUAGUGGCAGGCCCAAAGGUUUUCUUCAACUAGCUGGUGGUACCAAUGCUCACACUGUAGAUGGGCUGAAAAGAGAGAGAUUGUUCCAAACAACAACCAUACCUGAGAUAUCUGAAGGUAAAAAGAUGCCUUCAGUACCAUCUAGUUCACAAAAUGCUUUGAUUGGAGGGGUAGCUUUUGGAGGCUACGCAAGAAAGGUGGUUGGAAGGGUUUUGACAUCCAUGCAGUCUAAUCAUACACAUGCUUAUAUUGAGGACUGUCCUGAACAUCUGUUGAAGGCACUUGAGGAAUCACUUGCCUUGGUUGGAACUGUUAAAGCCUAUGGCACCAGUUGAUCCUGGAUAAGCUAGAAUGUCAAGGUCUCCACUCUCCUGUAUCAAUCGCAGAAAGAAUACUAGGUAGCAAGCAGGCCCUAGACAAAUCUCGCAAUGCAGAUUCCCCCGCACCCGCGGUAAACGAUAGGCAAUUAGUAUUUGAUUAAAAAGCUUUUUACAGUUGCGAGCAACCAAGAAGUCGUUCGUUGUUCGUUUUCAUGAACUCUGGAUUUUUAAAGUGUCUCAUAAUAUCAUAAAAACACCAUACGAUUUUUUUUU